This is a messenger RNA of Penicillium maclennaniae, 393 nucleotides long. RefSeq lists its product as uncharacterized. The record is from RefSeq and is a predicted model, not a curated record. Lineage: Eukaryota; Fungi; Ascomycota; Eurotiomycetes; Eurotiales; Aspergillaceae. The transcript has a single exon. Bases 1 to 393 code for a protein of 130 amino acids.
AUGACUGGUGUUCAGCUAGCUUCUCCAACCCAGGAGAAUCGACUCCCAAGGGUUGCUCAGCAGGUUGGGGAGAUCAUCAAUAAGAUAAAUAACCCGACCGCGCUCGGUGUUCAUCUUCACAGCAUCGCGUUCGAAAAGCCUCCGCAGCGGAUUUGGCAAGCAUUCUUGGGACAACGGCAUUUAUUGGUGACGACUUGGGCACGAGCGGGCCUCUACGGUAUAGAUUUCGGGCUCAGUGAUGAUCCGAUCAUUCGCUAUGCCGACGCAGUGAUCCCCAACUUGGAUAUUAGGUUGGUUAGUAAGGAGGCGCCCUCGCCUAAUCUGACGAUUGCAAUGGGAGAGAGUGAAAUGGACGGAACACGGGGUAGAUAUCUCGGUUCGCCUUCGGAGUGA